Annulohypoxylon truncatum is the source of this 1695-nucleotide messenger RNA. Its product is annotated as isocitrate lyase. Gene Ontology annotation, cellular component: mitochondrial matrix. The transcript has 2 exons. The record is from RefSeq and is a predicted model, not a curated record. Bases 1 to 1695 code for a protein of 564 amino acids. Gene Ontology annotation, molecular function: methylisocitrate lyase activity; isocitrate lyase activity. NCBI's taxonomy places the organism in Eukaryota, Fungi, Ascomycota, Sordariomycetes, Xylariales, Hypoxylaceae.
AUGUCAUUACCUCCCGUCAACCCGCCCGUAUCGACGACCCUCCCGUCCGACUCGUUUCAGCUCCUACCAGAAACCGAGAAACCAGGCGCGGCGGAGGAUGCUCUCUACGAACAGCAGAUUAAAGAUGUCGAGGAGUGGUGGGCGUCGCCUAGAUAUGAGGGCAUAAAGAGGCCAUACACUGCUGCGGAUGUCGUAUCGAAACGUGGUUCCCAGAUGCAGACAUAUCCCAGUUCGCUCAUGGCAAGAAAGCUUUUCAACCUGGUAAAGGAAAGGGUAGCAAAAGGAGAGCCUAUCCACACUAUGGGAGCCAUCGAUCCCGUACAGAUGACGCAGCAAGCGCCACAUCAAGAAGUCCUCUAUAUCUCCGGCUGGGCCUGUUCAGCCGUCCUCACCACUACUAACGAAGUCUCACCGGAUUUUGGCGACUAUCCUUAUAACACUGUCCCCAAUCAGGUCCAGCGUCUUGCCAAAGCCCAGUCGAUGCAUGACAGGAAACAAUGGGAUCUACGGCGGAAGCUGACACCGGAAGGUAGGAAGAGCACACCAUACAUAGAUUACUUCCGCCCUAUCAUCGCCGACGGAGAUACGGGACACGGAGGCCUAACUGCUGUGCUGAAGCUCGCGAAACUGUUUGCUGAGAAUGGAGCUGCCGCCGUUCAUUUCGAAGACCAGUUGCAUGGUGGCAAGAAGUGCGGCCAUUUGGCAGGCAAGGUUCUCGUGCCGAUCGGCGAGCAUAUCAACCGCCUCAACAUCGCGCGCUUCCAAUGGGACGUGAUGGGUACGGAGAAUCUUGUCAUCGCGCGUACCGACUCGGAAAGUGGGAGACUCAUCUCUAGUGCGAUUGACGUGCGGGACCACGAAUUCAUACUCGGCGUCGCAGAAGAAGGUAGCGCACCUCUCGCAGAGACUUUGCAAGAGAUGGAAGCUGCCGGCGCAUCAGGUGCGGAAAUCGACGCUUUCGAGGCCGAUUGGGUGAAGAAGACGCGGUUGGUGACUUUCGACGAGGCAGCCGUCGAGCAGAUGAAGGCCCAAGGCGUAUCGUCAGAAAAAAUCGACUCGUACGUCCAAUAUGUUAAAGCAAACCCCAACACCGGUAUUACGAAACGCCGCGAGCUCGCGAAUCAGUACGCUAGUAAGCCCAUCGCCUUCAACUGGGAUAUCCCGCGCACCAGGGAGGGCCAUUACCAUUAUCGCGCGGGCAUGGAGGCGGCCACGAAGCGAGCUAUAGCUUUCGCUCCUUACGCAGAUCUCCUAUGGGUCGAAACCGGCGACCCGAAUGUGGAAGUAGCUAAGAAGCUGGGCCGCGCGGUGAGGCAAGUCUUCCCGGGUAAGGGCCUCGUCUAUAACCUGUCGCCAUCGUUUAAUUGGAUGGCCCACGGUUUCACAGACGCGACGCUCAAGUCAUUUAUCUGGGAUAUUGCCAAGGAGGGUUUCGUCCUGCAACUCAUCUCGCUUGCCGGACUGCACAGCACCGCUACCAUCACCAACGAGUUGGCCAGAGAUUACAAGAAGGAUGGCAUGUUAGCAUACGUCAAUCUCGUACAACGGCGCGAGAAGGACCUAGGCUGUGAUGUACUGACGCAUCAAAAAUGGAGCGGCGCUAGUUAUAUGGAUGGCAUCGUCGGAGCGGUCCAGAGUGGGAGCAGUGGGAGUAAGAGCAUGGGCGAAGGGAACACUGAAGGACAAUUCCAUUGA